AAAUAUAAUAAUAAUAACAACAAUAUUCAUUUUAAUCACAUUAAAAAUAGUGCAACAGAAAAGCCGUUUGCUUCCUUCCUAGCAGUGAACGCAUGAAAAAGAGAUAAAUUAUAAAAAUAAAACAUGGAAAAUAAUUGUUCUUGUCCUGAUCUUAACAAUUACUUUUGCUCGAAUAAAGGUGUAUAUUUGCCAUUAAUCAACGAAUUCUCAUGGUCACGUGAAACCAGAGCUUGCUUAUACAUCGUAGGACUUAUUUAUUGUUUUUUGGGUGUUACAAUUAUCGCAGACAUUUUUAUGUGUUCGAUCGAAACGAUUACAAGCAAAACCAAGAGAGUUGUGUUAGCGACUGAAAAUGCUAAUAAACCAGAAGUUUUAGAAAUCAAAAUAUGGAAUGAUACUGUAGCUAAUUUAACGUUAAUGGCUUUAGGAUCAAGUGCUCCCGAAAUUUUAUUAGCCAUUGUAGAGAUAAUAGGAAACAAAUUUAAAGCUGGAGAUUUGGGACCAGGUACAAUAGUCGGUUCGGCAGCAUUUAAUCUGCUUAUUAUUACAGCAGUUUGCAUCACUUCUAUACCAACGGGAGAAUCUAGACGAAUUCGUAUGAUUAGUGUAUUCAUAGUUACAGCCUUCUUUAGCAUAUUUGCGUAUAUUUGGUUAUUACUUGUUCUUAUGGUCAUUAGUCCCGGGAUUGUAGAAGUCUGGGAAGCUGAGAUCACAUUUUUAUUCUUCCCUACGUUAGUUAUUCUAGCCUAUUGCGCAGACAAAUAUUUUCAAUCUCAUCAUAAAUUAGAAGAGAGUCAAUUCGCAAUAGAAUCUUCAAGAACUAUAUUGUUAAAGACGUAUUUUCCUCGGGGCCAUUUGAAUAAAGAAAAUUUAACUAGUUUUAUUAAGGAAAUUAGAAAAUAUCCUGGUUUAUCCGACGAAGAUGCUGCUUGUUUGGCUGCAUUACGAUUGGUAGAGGAAAGAGAGCAUUCACGAAUGUGGUAUAGAGUAGGUGCAAUUAGAAAUAUAACAGGUGGUAAAAAACCCAAGCCUACGCUGAACGAUAAAUUAAAAGAGGUGUAUGAUGCUAUCCAAGAUGAAGAAGUGGGAAAACAGUUGCAAACUGUGGCAAAAGGAGAGAGAGAUGAUGUUGCCAUUAUAGAAUUUUCUGCAGCAUCUUGUGCCAUUAUGGAGAAUGCUGGACAUGUUACUGUUACUAUUCUUCGUCACGGAAAAAUAGAUAACGGAGUAUCUUGCAUAUUUGAAACAAUAGAUGGGACUGCAAUAGCGGGAGAAGAUUACAUAGAAAAGAAAGAAUUGGUAGUUUUCAAAUCAAAUGAAACAGAGAAGAAUGUUUUUGUAGAGAUAAUUGAUGAUAAUCAAUGGGAACCAGACGAAACUUUCUUCUUAAAAUUAAGUUUGUGCGAAGAAAAAAUCGAAGAUGUUGCUUUAGGAAGAACUUGUAUCAUGGAAAUUAUUAUUUUGAAUGAUGACACUCCCGGCAUUUUAGAAUUUAAACAAAGAGGUAUUAUUGUGAAGGAGAAUGCUGGCACUGUUUUAAUACCUGUUGUAAGAAAACAUGGCGCGGAUGGCGAUGUCUCUUGUAAAUGGAGAACAAUUAAUAAAUCUGCUUUCAAUGAAAAAGAUUUUACUGGAGGACGUGGAAAACUUGUUUUUCAACACGCAGAAGUGGAGAAAAAUAUCGAAAUUUCUAUUAUAGACGACUUUGAAGCAAAAAAAGAUAAACAAUUUGAAAUUGUACUUUACAAACCGAAAAGAGGAGCUGUAAUUGGCCAAAUUAAUAGAACAAUAAUUACCAUAACCAAUGAUGAUGAAUUUCAGAAUGUUGUUCAGAAACUAAUGAGGUUAACUAAUACGAAUUUACAUUCUCUUCAACUGCAAUCAGAAACGUGGAUUGAACAACUCAAAGAUGCUAUGAAUGUUAAUGGAGGAGAUUUAGAAAAUGCAAUUCUGAUUGAUUAUAUUUUACAUUUUGUCACUUUUGGCUGGAAAGUUAUAUUUGCUCUCGUUCCUCCAACAUCUAUACUUGGAGGAUGGUUAACAUUUUUUGUAUCUUUGCUUGCUAUUGGAAUAUUAACAGCGAUUAUUGGAGACAUGGCAUCUAUUUUUGGCUGCUUAGUUGGAUUGCCUGACACUAUAACGGCUAUUACAUUUGUGGCUCUCGGAACAUCACUACCAGAUUUAUUUGCAUCAAGAGCUGCAGCCGUGCAGGAAAGAUAUGCUGAUAACGCUAUUGGUAAUAUUACUGGAAGCAAUUCAGUCAAUGUGUUUUUAGGAGUGGGACUUCCAUGGGUGAUUGCAUCUUUCUAUUGGACAUCACAAGGAAAGAAUUUUCAAGUGGAGGCUGGAACUUUGGGAUUUAGCGUUGGAAUUUAUUCAAUAAUUGCUUUCGUUUGCAUAAUUUUACUAUUGACAAGAAGAUGUAUAAAUAAAUGUGGGGGUGGAGAAUUAGGAGGACCAACUUGUUUAGCCAAUCUCUCUGCAAUUUUCAUAGUUCUUCUUUGGAUUAUAUAUAUAAUCUUAUCCUCACUUAAUGCUUAUGAUGUAUUUAAGAAAAAAACAAACGAAUUCUUGUAAAAUAAUUUUAAAAAAAUUUUAAUAAUGAUUUCUAAAUUCUUCGUAGAAUGAUAUAUAAUCUGAAAAAAAAUGUAAUGUGUGAAUUAUUUCGAUACAAAUAAGAUUAAACUAUCUUUAUGAGAAUUUAUAUGCAUACCAAAAAUAAACUAAAACAUUAAAUACGAAGAACUAUAUCU
This is a messenger RNA of Centruroides sculpturatus (bark scorpion), 2753 nucleotides long. RefSeq names its product sodium/calcium exchanger 3-like. Gene Ontology annotation, cellular component: membrane. The coding region runs from base 124 to 2577 and encodes 817 amino acids. NCBI's taxonomy places the organism in Eukaryota, Metazoa, Arthropoda, Arachnida, Scorpiones, Buthidae. Gene Ontology annotation, molecular function: calcium:sodium antiporter activity. The transcript is spliced from 12 exons. The record is from RefSeq and is a predicted model, not a curated record. Gene Ontology annotation, biological process: cell communication; transmembrane transport; calcium ion transport.